Molecule: messenger RNA, 1074 nt
Organism: Sphenostylis stenocarpa
Lineage: Eukaryota; Viridiplantae; Streptophyta; Magnoliopsida; Fabales; Fabaceae
Source: the annotation of a GenBank genome assembly
AUGAGGCGGUUUAAGAGAGGUAAGAGAGGGAGAACAGAGAUGACUGGCAGCGAUGAAGUCAACCCCAGUGAAUCCAAGAGUGUUGUUCCACUCAAUACUUGGGUGCUUAUCUCCAAUUUCAAGCUUGCUUACAAUCUACUAAGACGUGCCGAUGGAACGUUCAAUCGAGAGUUGGCAGAAUUCCUGGACCGCAAGGUCCCGGCUAAUGCAAUUCCUGUUGAUGGGGUAUUUUCUUUUGAUCAUGUUGAUCGAAACACCGGCCUCUUCAAUAGGGUGUAUCAAUUAGCCCCUGAAAACGAGGCUAGGUGCAACAUAAUAGAGCUGGAGAAGCCCUUGAGCACCACAGAGAUUGUUCCUGUUAUAAUUUUCUUCCACGGUGGAAGCUUCUGUCAUUCAUCUGCUAACAGUGCUAUCUAUGACAUCUUCUGCCGUCGCCUCGUGAGCCUUUGUAAGGCUGUGGUGGUUUCUGUAAACUACAGACAAUCGCCAGAGCACCGUUAUCCAUGUGCCUAUGAUGAUGGCUGGGCAGCACUCAAGUGGGUUAAAUCUAGGAAGUGGCUUCAGAGUGGAAAGGAUUCCAAGGUUCAUGUGUACUUGGCUGGGGAUAGUUCUGGUGGUAAUAUUGCUCAUCAUGUGGCUGUGAGGGCUGCUGAAGAAGACAUUGAAGUGCUAGGUAAUAUUCUUCUUCACCCACUGUUUGGUGGGGAGAGGCGAACCGAGUCAGAAAAGAAACUGGAUGGGAAGUACUUUGUGAGGCUGCAAGAUCGUGAUUGGUAUUGGAGAGCUUUUCUUCCUAAAGGGGCAGAUAGAGAUCAUCCAGCUUGUAACCCAUUUGGCCCCAACGGUAAAAAUCUUGCAGGACUCAAGUUGCCAAAAAGUCUUGUUUGUGUGGCUGGUUUGGAUCUUCUCCAAGAUUGGCAAUUGGAAUAUGUGGAAGGUCUCAAGAACUGUGGUCAAGAUGUCAAACUUCUUUACCUUAAGGAGGCAACUAUUGGUUUCUACUUCUUGCCUAAUAAUGAUCAUUUCUAUAGCCUCAUGGAGGAGAUAAAGAACUUCGUCAAUUCUAACUGUUAA